AAAUUGUUUAUUUUAUUUGAAAGAAACUGUCAUUAUAUCAAUGUAUUUUGUUUCGUAGGUACAGCUUCUGGACUUUUUGAGCAACAGACAGCGGUAGAGAGAUGAAUUCGAAAAACUCCGGUUCUAUUUCUCCUCGCAAAGCUGCUGCGAAUUUGAAUAGAAGUAUGCAGUCCCUCAAAGAAGGCUUUAAACCUGCACCUUCUUCAAAAGGUCAACGCUACAAGUCGACAGCUCAACCGAGCAAUUAUCAAUCCCAGUCAUUGAUCUCCAAGACGCCUGGACCGUACCGACCACGACCAGCAGUAGCAGCACGACCAACAGCACCAGCACGACCAUCAUCGACAUCUCAAUCUUUCACGCAAUUUCAACCGCGUGCAACGUCGACACAGAAGUCGAUCAACGCAGCACCAACAUCUCUGCCGCGUGUACAGCCACCUAAUCCAGGAUCAUCGUACUCACGGCUGGCCGAUGAAGCAUCAACGUCUCGUGAUCAGAGCCGCGGCCAAUCAUUAGCGAGACAAAAUGUAGUGGUGCAGCAGGAUUCUAUGGCGAUCCAACAACUCAACAGCAAAAUCGACUUUUUAAAUCGAAAAAUUGCCAAGUUGGAAGGCUCAAACAACGCUAUGGAUACCAGACUCGCCAACUUGGAGAAAACUGCCAGUGACAUCAAACAAGGCAUCAAGAGCGUGGAGCAAGUAGCUCGAUCGAUGCACGAGAUAUUGGCUAAUAUUACCAGGAAUAAUAACAGAAGGGCAACAACGCGACCUGCCUCCCUUCCUUUCAAGUCAACCGCUGACCUCGUAGCCUUUGACGAUUGCAGUGAAGAGAAAUUUCGACACCUUGUUGACUACCUCGACUACAUAAAAGGGUUGAAUCCAACGGAUACAGCAGCUAAAUUCAUCAAGAACUGCUUUAUUAUCGACGAGGACCUCUUCAGGAAUUUGACAUGGCACGGCUCCAAAACGAACGACCAUCUGAUGGCUUUGAAGAGCACAAAGUUCGCGAAAGCUUGCGCAGAAGCUAUGCCGUUAAACCCGAUCACGCUGAAGAAGCCGACGAGGAUCAGUUUUCCGUGGCCAUGACAAAGGCCCUGAAAAGUGCUAAGGAGGGUUAUAGAAGGAAGAGAAAACAGCCAACCUUCAAUGAGGAUAUCAUCGCGUUGCAACCACAACCUCGAAGGCCCUGCCAGCAACAGUGGCAGCAAC
Messenger RNA from Nasonia vitripennis (jewel wasp), 1205 nucleotides. RefSeq lists its product as uncharacterized. The record is from RefSeq and is a predicted model, not a curated record. The coding region runs from base 102 to 1082 and encodes 326 amino acids. NCBI's taxonomy places the organism in Eukaryota, Metazoa, Arthropoda, Insecta, Hymenoptera, Pteromalidae. The transcript has 9 exons.